Molecule: messenger RNA, 868 nt
Organism: Xenopus laevis (African clawed frog)
Lineage: Eukaryota; Metazoa; Chordata; Amphibia; Anura; Pipidae
Gene: ldaf1.S
Product: lipid droplet assembly factor 1 S homeolog
Cellular component (GO): lipid droplet; endoplasmic reticulum membrane
Source: RefSeq, marked provisional
GCUGAAUGUCUGCUGAUCUGUACGAGGCAAGGAAGUGCCUUGCAAAUGGAUCUCUCUAAUUGUCUCCUAUAGGAUGGGUGUGUUUGGGAUCUAAUAGGCAGCAGUCACUGCCCUGCUGAACAUCAGAUUAUUGCUGGGAGUUCAAUAACGAUGGCAAGCGCAGAAAAACUGUAUCGAGAAAAAAUGCAAGAAAUACAAAAGCAGCUGAAUAAAUUCAUGCAGACAAUCAAUAACCACUCCAAGGUGGAUGCCUUUCUUAAUUCUCCUUUUGGUCAGUACUUGGAUGAGCAUCCAUUUGUUACCCUCUCACUUUUAGUAUUUGUCUCCCUGUCUGUGGUGCCAGCUGGAUUAUUCCUGACUCUUGUUGCUGGAACAGCAAUUGCUGUCUGUCUUGCAGUCUUAAUAAUAGAAGGUAUUGUGAUAUCAGUCAGUGGAAUAGCUUUGCUCUGUAUCCUCUGCGGGCUUGCUGUCAUGUCACUCGGAGUGGCAGCAAUUUUGUGUGUGUCCUAUGUAGCCGGUUCAAGUGUAUUCAACUACAUGCAUGCAUACAGGGUGGCAGUUGGAACAAGAGAAAGAUCUGGACCUAUUUCACUGAAUCACAAAAUGACGAUGGCUGAAAAAUCUCUCUCGAGCAGCUGAGCUGGGGUUAAAGUAACUUGAAAUGGUCAUUUUGCAUCUCUGCGUCCUAAGUGUUUCUUCCAAUAUUUACUGUUACAAGAAGGUGCCCAUGGUAAAGCACUUUUAUUCCCCACGUUAAUUAUCUUGUAUUGCUAAAAGGUGAACAUCCCUUAAGCUGAAAUUGUCUUACUAUGUGAUUGUGUAUGAUAUAUAUUCAAGUUCUUUAAUAAAGGAUAUUAAUUAUUCUGUU